GACUGGUCAGAUAAUAUACUGAUUUGUGUUAAGGUUCGAGCCGAUCGUGUUUCUCAACGUCUAAUCGCCUUGCGAAAACUGCUACUCCUCUCACAGAAAGCUAUCGAAGCUCAUAACGCCAUGACCAAUUCGAUAUCGCUGAUCGAGUCUGAGUUGGACGAAUUGACACGUUUCUCUCAACUCCAUGAUCAGUGCCUGGAAAGCGGCGAUUUCAAUCUGAUCGAGAAAAGUCGAGCAGUUUUCGAAGAACGAAAAUACACGGUUCAGGAACUGAUGCGUAAAGCGAAAGCUGGUGAUAUGAAAACACUGAUUUCUGAGUGGGAAAAGAAGGUGUCAAACAUUAUCGAAUCGAUGAAUGGCAGUUGUGAUUCGGCCAAAGACAUGCGCCUUAUCCUUUCACAGCAUAUUUUCGAGCAUCGCGCCGAGAAGAACGUAAGUUGGGGCACUCUCAUGAGAUAG
This is a messenger RNA of Ostertagia ostertagi, 459 nucleotides long. Lineage: Eukaryota; Metazoa; Nematoda; Chromadorea; Rhabditida; Trichostrongylidae. The record is from the annotation of a GenBank genome assembly.